AAUCUCCGAUCCUCGGAACUCAAUGCUCCGGCGAUAUCUCCGGUCACCUCAAUUUCCCACAAUUUUUUUAUAAUCCAUAGCUCUUUUCAUUACUUUAACAAACAAGGACAUAGCUAUAUGAAUUUGACAAAGGUAUGUGCCUUUUCACCCUUCAAGUCAAAUUUUGUUCAAAGACUCACCUCAAAAACAACCAUAAACCUCUCAAUCUUGGAGGUUCUUCUGCUAAAAUGCCAAAAUUCCAAGCAUUUUGGGCAAAUUCUUUCACAAAUGAUCUCCACUGGGUUCAUCAGAGAUACAUAUGCUGCAAGCAGGAUUCUCAAGUUUUCCACUGACUCCCUUUUCAUUCACGUUAAUUACUCUCAUAAAAUCUUCGAUUACAUAGAUAAUCCAAAUGGGUUUAUUUGUAAUACCAUGAUGAGAGCUUAUUUACAGCGAAACCAGCCUCAAAAUACAAUAUUUUUGUAUAAAUCAAUGUUGAAAAAUAAUGUAUAUAUUGAUAAUUAUACGUUUCCGCUUCUAGUUCAAGCUAGCACAGUUAGAUUGUCCGAAGCCGAAGGAAAAGAGUUUCAUAAUCAUGUUAUUAAAACGGGAUUUGGUUCGGAUGUUUAUGUUAAGAACACUUUGAUUAACAUGUAUGCUGUCUGUAGAAACUUGGUUGAUGCAAGGAAGAUGUUUGAUGAAAGUCCUGUUCUGGACUCGGUUUCGUGGAAUUCGAUACUGGCAGGUUAUGUUCAAGUUGGAAAUGUUGAUGAGGCAAAAGUAAUUUUUGAUAAGAUGCCUAUGAAGAAUGUUAUUGCCUCCAAUUCUAUGAUUGUAUUGUUGGGUAGGUCAGGUAGGAUGAGUGAGGCUUGUCAAUUAUUCGAUGAAAUGAUGGAAAAAGAUGUGGUUUCUUGGACUGCUUUAAUUUCUUGCUAUGAGCAACAUGGGAUGUACACACAAGCGUUGGAUUUGUUUAUGCAAAUGUGUUCUAAUGGAAUUUCCAUAGAUGAGGUUGUUGCGGUAAGUGUGCUGUCUGCAUGUGCACACUUGUUGGUUGUUCAAACUGGUGAAUCAGUACAUGGAUUGGUUAUAAGAGUUGGUUUUGAAUCAUAUGUCAACCUUCAAAAUGCUUUAAUCCAUAUGUACUCUACCUGUGGAGAUGUAAUGGCUGCACAAAGAUUGUUUGAUACGAGUAGUCAUCUGGACCAGAUAUCGUGGAACUCAAUGAUCUCUGGUUACUUGAAAUGUGGCUCUCUGGAGCAGGCUAGAGAAUUAUUUGAUUCCAUGGCUGAGAAGGAUGUUGUGUCAUGGACUACAAUGAUUUCUGGUUAUGCACAACAUGAUCAUUUCUCAGAGACUUUAGCACUGUUUCAGGAGAUGCUGCAUGAGGACAAUAAGCCUGAUGAAACUACUUUGGUUAGUGUUCUUUCGGCUUGCACCCACUUGUCUGCCCUUGAUCAAGGAAAAUGGAUUCACGCUUACAUACGAAAGAAUGGGCUCAAAGUGAAUAGCAUUCUUGGUACAACUCUUGUUGACAUGUACAUGAAAUGUGGUUGUGUGGAGAAUGCAUUGGAAGUCUUCAAUGGAAUGGAAGAAAAAGGGGUGUCUUCUUGGAAUGCUUUAAUUCUUGGGUUGGCCAUGAAUGGACAGGUGGAAAGAUCACUAGACAUGUUUCAGAAGAUGAAGGAAUGUGGUGUAACCCCUAAUGAGGUUACUUUUGUCGCAGUUCUUGGUGCCUGUCGACAUAUGGGCCUGGUAGAUGAGGGCCGCUCCUACUUUAAUGCUAUGACCAGACAUUACAAUGUUGAACCUAAUAUCAAGCACUAUGGAUGCAUGGUUGAUCUACUUGCUCGUGCAGGGUUGCUCAAAGAAGCUGAGACACUUAUUGACAGUAUGCCUAUAACUCCUGAUGUUGCCACUUGGGGUGCUCUUCUUGGAGCUUGCAGAAAACAUGGUAAUAGUGAAAUGGGGGAGAGAGUUGGAAGGAAGCUUCUUGAACUUCAGCCAGAUCAUGAUGGAUUUCAUGUGUUACUGUCCAACAUAUAUGCUUCAAAGGGUAAUUGGGAUAGUGUUCUGGAUAUUAGAGUAGCAAUGACGCGGCAGGGGGUUGUUAAAGUUCCUGGCUGCAGUAUGAUUGAAGCAAAUGGUGCUGUUCAUGAAUUCUUGGCAGGAGACAAGUCUCAUUCCCAGAUAAAUGAAAUUGAAGAAAUGUUGGCUGAAAUGGAAAAACGGUUGAAAAUAAUGGGCUAUGCCCCAGGCACAGAUGAGGUUUUACUUGAUAUUGAUGAGGAAGAAAAAGAAAGUACCCUGUUUAGACAUAGUGAAAAGCUUGCAAUUGCCUAUGGGCUCAUUACUAUCGCUCCUCCUACUCCUAUAAGAAUAAUCAAGAACUUACGAAUAUGUAGUGAUUGUCACGCAGCAGCAAAACUAAUAUCAAAAGCUUUUGAUCGGGAAAUUGUGGUGAGGGAUCGACAUCGGUUUCAUCAUUUUAAGGAUGGCUCUUGUUCCUGCAUGGAAUUUUGGUAGCUAAUACCCUGUUAUUGGCCCUUAAAGAACUAUUAUGAAGGUUGUUCAACUUGAAUGCCUCAAUCUUCAACAUUAACAGGCCAAUGGCCACCAUUCAUGAAUGACCUGUGCAUAGGCUCCAACAAGGCUAUCAUCUCCUAUAUGGCCAAACCUGCAUGAUAAUUCAAUCUUCAUUUUGUUGACACUGACCUUGGAUAUGGAUAUUAAGGCAAGGGUUCUGAUGCUUACACUGUCUUUCACUCCUUGAGUUCCCAUUUUCUUACCAGAUCUCCACAUAUUUCAGAUUGUGCCAUCUGAUUAUCUUAAUUAAUUAGAUUCUGGA
Molecule: messenger RNA, 2827 nt
Organism: Solanum stenotomum
Lineage: Eukaryota; Viridiplantae; Streptophyta; Magnoliopsida; Solanales; Solanaceae
Product: pentatricopeptide repeat-containing protein At3g62890-like
Exons: 1
Coding region: 118-2505 (795 amino acids)
Biological process (GO): RNA modification
Molecular function (GO): protein binding; zinc ion binding; RNA binding
Source: RefSeq, a predicted model, not a curated record